Messenger RNA from Cercospora beticola, 854 nucleotides. The record is from RefSeq and is a predicted model, not a curated record. NCBI's taxonomy places the organism in Eukaryota, Fungi, Ascomycota, Dothideomycetes, Mycosphaerellales, Mycosphaerellaceae.
GGCGUAUAUCUUGUCUCUGUCUUCCGUGUUUGUGCUGCGCCUCCACGGUUCGUGUGACCUCGACACGACACGGCACGACACGGCAUGCAGACGUGGCAUCGAGGCGUCGCGCAGUAACGACUGUGCUCAAUGGUCAUGUUACACCGUUUGUCAUCAGGACGAACCGAGCGGCGGGCGAACGUGUCUCAUUCCGGUCUCGCUUUCUCAUUUCCAGCCGACAUGGCCAUGCCAGCCACCUCCGCGGCCUCCCUAACCGCCUCGUGAAAUGACUGUGGGCGGCCCUGAAUCAGGCCAUAAUUUCUCCCCAGUCGCGUUGCGGCUCCCGGACGCGCUCGGCACACCGGGCCAUGUCUGCCAUAGGUCGUACACCGACAGUUUCUUGUGCUUUGAUGAUCACGAGUGCAACGCUGCCACGGCUAAGCUGCAGCGAAUUCGGCUUAUUACGCGCACAGUAUUUCGAGUCGUCAAAUCCGACCAUCCUGCCAGAUCACCCACUCGCUGCCAUGCCAGCCCAGACCCAACCCUCCACGCAUAGCGUACAGCAAGACCAGCCAUGGCGCGCAGUAUGGCCUGCGGACAAGAACGCGAAGUUGUCGGAGCAUGUCAUCACAUACGGCGCGCGCAAAGGCUGCAGGAUGAUCGUCGAUGGCAGCGCCGGCAAUGCUCCGCUCAAAAUUGUCUACGAUACCGCAAAGCAGUAGUCUGAUGGACGUUCCGAAUACCAUAUGGGAUCGAAAGAUGACAAUCCAGCGGACAUCCAAUGAUUGCGCAAGACAAGUUGACGACAUUCCUGGCAGCCUGGGGAAUGAUGGGGCCAGUUUCCGCGCUGCAGGCCUGGUACACUGGAUUUAGGA